GCUGGCACCACGUCCGCUCCCAGCUAAACUACACCCUUUUUUACCGACUGUCAAAAAAUCUAACCUCACAAUUCGACCAUUGUUUUGUUUACUAUUUGUGUACAAAGUUUUUGAUUAUUUCAAGCUUAAAAUGAGUGGAAUCACGAUUGAAAAAACACGCUACGAAUGCGUCCAAUUACCGAAACGAUUCCAACGAGAGGACGUGCUACGCAAGACCGGUUUGCAGGUGGGCAAAGUCGAUUUGUAUUACAGCGGCAGGGGCAUGAGAAACGAUGCCUCUUUAGUGCCUCCGAUUCGACAAACGGCUUCGAUUUUUAAGCAGCCCGUUACAGUUUAUAAAACGCAAGAGAGCAAAGUUAAAUCAGAUUAUAAAAACGGGAAUCAAGAAAAGCCAAAACAAUUAUUUUGGGAGAAGAGACUUGAAGGACUCAGAGCCUGUGAUGUGGAUGGUGUUGAAUUCGAAGGCAUGCAACUUCCAAAAGGAUUGAAGCCUGUGGGACCCAAUGUUACUGAAGAGACCAUCAUACAGAGUGUAGCAACAGCUCUGCAUGUUUCGUCUAGUUCUGUUACAGGGCAGACAGGUACAAAGACUUCCUUAGAGAAAAAUCCUGGUGUUUUUCUUGACCCAAAGCAACCUCUAGUCCAGUCUGUGAAUAUAUCCGAAGAAGAUAUUAAAAAACAAGAAGAACGAGUUUCUGCAGUGAGAAGAAAGCUUCAAGAAGCAUUGAAGCAGUAGUCUAAUGUUAAGUUUUAAUUGGUUUAAGUCACAUUUUAUAAAGAUGUUUAGAAUUAGACUGGUCACUAUUUAUUUUACAUUUUUUUGAGUUAAUUCACUUUACAAUAUUAAAACAAAUGUGUUAUAAUUUUAUAUGUAAAAAAUUAAGUUGAGCUGAAUGUAUGGAAAAUUUGAUGAAUUGUAACAUUAUUUGGUCCAAUAAAAGGGUUUCGUAGGUA
Sitophilus oryzae (rice weevil) is the source of this 954-nucleotide messenger RNA. Its product is annotated as methyl-CpG-binding domain protein 2-like. NCBI's taxonomy places the organism in Eukaryota, Metazoa, Arthropoda, Insecta, Coleoptera, Curculionidae. Gene Ontology annotation, molecular function: DNA binding. The record is from RefSeq and is a predicted model, not a curated record. The coding region runs from base 131 to 736 and encodes 201 amino acids. The transcript has 3 exons.